Messenger RNA from Colossoma macropomum (tambaqui), 4936 nucleotides. RefSeq names its product spalt-like transcription factor 2 (gene sall2). The transcript has 3 exons. Lineage: Eukaryota; Metazoa; Chordata; Actinopteri; Characiformes; Serrasalmidae. The record is from RefSeq and is a predicted model, not a curated record. Gene Ontology annotation, biological process: regulation of transcription by RNA polymerase II. Gene Ontology annotation, molecular function: DNA-binding transcription factor activity, RNA polymerase II-specific; RNA polymerase II cis-regulatory region sequence-specific DNA binding. Gene Ontology annotation, cellular component: nucleus. Bases 573 to 4085 code for a protein of 1170 amino acids.
GGAGCUGGUCGCCGACGGGAGUGAAAGACCGAAGGAAAGACAGGAAGACGGAGAUUUUCUUCUUUUUUCGCCAUCGCUAUACGUUGUUCAGCUAAACAAAGACGAAAUCGGAGGAAGACGACGUUGUAAUAACGACGACGCUGAAAACAGUUCACAUGUCUGGCAGGCAGCUUCGGGCUAGACACGACUGCGCAUCCGAGCGCCUCAGUGGCGGAUGUUGAUGUGCUGCUGCGCGGCCGCUCGUCUCUCCUAUGAUUUCAUAUUCAGCUAUGAAAUAACUGUCAUCCGAAGUUGGCAGUGAGGUUCUUCACGUCUACUCUUACAAAGAACUUUUCUUCUUCUGCCUAAUCCUCAACAAUCCAAAGUUUUCAACCUCCCUUCACUCCAAGCCCACCUAUAGGAGGUCUCCUCUACCUUUACAUGCCCACUGCAAGCUCCCCACUUACCACAUUCCCUGCCAGCCCAUGACUUUGUAUCACUCACAGAAUCUCAGUACUCAGUCACCAGUUAUUCCACAACCCUGCCUUUCAGUCCAUUCUGCGUGUUAGUGGUACAGUACUCCACAGUCUCUCAUGGCUUCUCCAAAGUUAGCUGUGCCUGCCACAAGUACAACCUUGUCUUCAUCCUCCCGCUCUGCUGCUUCCUUCUGUGCUUCACAACACAUUAGUAGCCUUAACUCACUGCCUGAGGCCCCCACCAGCCCAAUGACAACUUCCCUGUGCCCAAGUACAAUUCCUGCAGCUCUGGUCAGUGCCCCUGUCAACAUUGCUGUAAUUCUGGAGGAGCUUCGUAUUUUGCAGCAAAGGCAGAUCCACCAGAUGCAGAUGACUGAAGAGAUCUGCCGGCAGGUAUUAAGGCUGGGAGAAGCAUCUUGCAACCUUGAUUCAGCUCCACUCAUUCUGUCUCCACUGCCAUUCUGUUUGGAAGGUUCGGAUCGCACAUCAAGAACUUCUCGACUUGAUCAAACACCUCCCCCCACCUCUGUGACCCCUCUGUUGGCGUGCUUCUCCACCCUGCUUCCUUCACAGUCUUCAACUAAACCCUCCAAACCUUCCCAAUCCCUGUCAAAUGACCUGCAUCCCCAUAAGCCCCUGCACGAUGAAACAGCAACCCCAGAGAAGCAGGCUAAUGCUACAAGUACUCACUCUUUUGUCUCAUCUUCAUCAUCUGCUGCUAUAAGCUAUCCACUUAGCCUCUCCUUUGGCUUACCUACCCACUACUCAUAUGAUAAGUCUUCUAAUACCAUAACAUCCGAUGCUCCUUCUGCUACUGCUGACUCAGAGGAGCCACAGCACUCAGCUCAAGGAAGUAGUGCAGCUUUGUCCUCAGGGCGUUUGCAGCAUGCUUGUCGGUUUUGCGGAAAACUGUUUAGUAGUGACUCCUCCCUGCAGAUACACCUUCGCUCUCACACAGGUGAAAGGCCCUACCAGUGCCCUGUGUGUCUUAGCCGCUUCACUACACGAGGAAACCUCAAGGUGCACUUCCUGAGACACCGUGAGCAAAACCCAGAGCUGUCAUUCUCCCUGUUGUCUCCCUCACUGUUUGUGUCUGGAUCAGGGGGAACGACUGGAGGAUCAGCACAAACUCAACUAGUUAGUUCUGCUAACACCAGUAUUCAGGACAGGCAGCAGAAACGCAGAGCAGAAGAUGAUCUGUGUAGUGUAAGUCUAGAUGUUUCUACUGCAAGGGGUGCACUGUCCACAGCCUUGCAACGCUCACCACCCUCAUCUCUGCCCCUGCCUCCCAGUAUAGAUUUGGCUCUGUUGACCACCGCUCGCUCCCUCUUGCAGCUCAAUUGUGUUGCUGCUGCUGCUGCUGCUGCUGCAGCAGCUGGUACCUCGAUAUCUUCUACUUCCUCAAACACCCCUUCCUUGUCUUCUUCCUCCCUCCUCUCCUCUCCCUCUUCAGCCUCUACACUUACUGGACUGUUUAAAGGAGCAAAGCAACAGCGCUUUGAUGAGAAUACUCCUCCAGUCCCUGACUUGCUCCCUCGUCACUUACCCAAAAUCCUCUUCCCAGCUGCAUCCUCCCACCACCAUCCUGCUUUUGGGCUCCUAAGAUCUUCAGCUUCAACAGUAUCCAACCCAUCAUCCGGCCAGCAACAAAUUACUUUCUCUUGUGCACCUUACCCCAAAGAUUCAGCCUCUUCUGCCUCUUCUCUGCCUACAUCCACCCCAACCUCAGACACCUCUAAGCUGCAGAAACUGGUGGAAAAGUUAGAAAAAGAGCCUCAAACAUAUUGCCAGUGGCUUCCCUCUUGCAGCGGGAGCUCUUCCAGCAGUUACAGUACAGUUGGAGCACUGAAAACUGCCAGUACAUCCACUACUUAUGUGGUAACUUCACCUCCAUUCUCCACAACAAACACUCCACCAUCCUCAUUCAGCAGGGAGAUGAUGGCAGCCCUUGGGAUGAAUGCUAAAGGAGAAAAUGAUUUUGUGGGGACUGUGAUGCCUAAUCUACACUUCAUGACUUCUGCUGGGUCACUCACCCCAAAUCAGUGCAGUGUAUGCCUCCGAGUGCUUAGUUGUCCCAGAGCACUUCGCCUUCAUCAGGCCACUCACCUAGGUGAACGUCCUUUCUCCUGCAAGUUGUGUGGUCGCUCCUUCUCAACCAAGGGCAGCUUGCGGGCACAUCUGGCUACACACCGAGCACGCCCACCAAACAAUCGCACACAGAAUUCCUGCCCUCUGUGUCAGAGAAAGUUCACCAAUGCUGUGGUGCUGCAGCACCACAUUCGGAUGCACCUGGGAGGACAUCUGCCUGCAGAGGGUAUUGGAGAUCAUCAGGCCUCAUCAGAGCUAUCUAAAACUCAGGUGCCUGACAACCCCAGUACUAUUUCAGCUAGGACACCCGGGACGGAUAAUUCCCAGGAGUGUAGUUCUUCUGUGAGUGCCCCAGAACCCCUUACUCUCAUUAAUUCAUCCUCAGGAAGUACCAAAAACAAAUUCAGUUCGGAAAUGAAUCUACCCUCUGACCUAAGCUCUGACCAGUCUCCAAACCACACUCUUCAAUCAACCUCAGCAGACACUGCUGAUCCUCCUGUCCUCUGUGCUAGUGUGUCCCCUCUAGCAGUCUCUGGUACCCCUAGCUCUCCACUAGCUCUUCAGUCAGUAGGAUCUUCAGUCAAAGUGGGAUCUCCUGCUAAUAAUGAAUAUUUGUUUGAACAUCCCAUUAAAACUGCUACUACAGAGGAUAAAACCAUCUCCCCUUGUUUGGCACAAGUUAGCCAAGUUGACCAUGCAGUCCAUGACAGAGAAACUCAUCUGGACAUCACUUCAUGUGAAUCAAAUUCAAACCUGGAGAAUUUGCUGAGUAUGCCCACUCACAACUCGUUAGCAUUUUCUCACCCUCUAAUAACCACACCACCCUCUUUGGUGGCAAUGAGCCCUGAAAACUGUUCUACUCACCCAAGAUCCCUGUCAGAGUCUGACCACGAUAUUGUCUGUGAGCCCAAAUCAUUUAACCCAGACCCAAACAAAGAAGGUGAUAGCCUACAAGACACAACAAGGACUGCCUCAAGGACAGUUUCUGAGGACAACAAUGCAGCAACAGUGGCAUAUACAGUGGAAAAGACAAGUGAGGGACCUGAAAAGAGUGCAGCAGAUUCAAAUCGUAUGCAUACAGUGGAGGCAAGGAAGGAUGCUCAUAGUAAUUUAACAGUUGAUGCGGUUGGUGUUAAAGAUGCUUCAGGUGCCGAAAAAGAGCAACCAGAACCAGUGGUAUCUACCUCUUUGGCUCCUUCUCUCCUUCUGUCUCGUCCAGACAAAAAAACCUACUGUUGCUCUGAAUGUGGCAAAGAGUAUGCAAGUCGCAGUGGCCUGAAGGGACACAUGAAGCAUCAUGGAGUUACCACUCAUGCCCCUGCAAGAUCAAGGGUUUCUGAAAGACAUCAGCCUGUGUCUUCACAAAAUCUGCCCAUCACUUCUUCUACACCUCCAGCAACUAGAGCAUCAGUCAGUUUCUUGAACCAGUAUCAAGCCCGCCACAGUAUCAGCCAUGUAAAUCCAAAAGAGAGCUCUUCUCCAGAUCGUACUGUGAGUAAUAAAGGAAAAGGGUCUGAGACAUCCUUGUCAGAGGAAAACUGAAACAGCCUAAAGCAUGAAGAACAGUGUAAACCUUGGCUGUGUGAAGAAACGGAAUGGAAUUUUGCAUUGUAGUAACAUGUAACCUGUGUAUGUAACCUUUUCACUUCGCUCUUCUGCUAGUGACUGAAUUCGUUUUUUAGUUUGUGUAGUGCCGAGUCUAUCUGGGACCUGACAAAGUGAAUGUCAAAUUUUACAUGUUAAACUAGUAAUGAAGAUGGGAUAUAAUUUUUUUAAUCAGUUUUAAAAUUCAGUCAUUUCCAGUUCCACCCGCUAGCCAGGUCUUCCACAUCACAGGGGACGAACCCUAUUUAGUAAAAAGUGAACCUAUUUGAACAGAUAGAUUGCCAUCUGUGCCGAGCUAAAACAGUGUAAUCUGAAACAUGUUAAGUAAACUUAAAAAAACUUUUUUUUUUGUCCAAUUCUGAUUUCUCUACAACCGAAUUGGACAAUUUUUUUGGCUGUUUUUCAAAAUAUAUUAUUUAUUUAUCUAUUUACCCAAAGCUCUUACUGUACUAAAUGAACGCUUAACUAAAUGAACAUAUAAAACAAACUAGCACAUUUCUAGUACUUUCUAUUGGCCACAUUUCCUGUAUAAAUAACAUUAUUGCUCUUUAACCAAACCAACAUUUGAAAUUCUUAAAUGAAAGAUUAUUCCAGAUAUAAAUCAAACCAAAAUAAUCAGAUUGAUUUUGUUAAACUUGAAAGUAGGAGUAUUACUGAGUCAGAAAUAUAUGGGGAUAUGCUAAAAUAUGGUGUCCAUGCACUGCUGUGACUCACCAUGUAAAUUAUCAUUUAAAAGUCAAAGCUGACUGUUUGGAUUUUUGUUGAAAUUUUUUUUGGACCACAUCAUA